Messenger RNA from Babesia bovis T2Bo, 1308 nucleotides. RefSeq names its product RNA recognition motif domain containing protein. Lineage: Eukaryota; Apicomplexa; Aconoidasida; Piroplasmida; Babesiidae. The transcript has a single exon. The coding region runs from base 432 to 1289 and encodes 285 amino acids. Gene Ontology annotation, molecular function: RNA binding. The record is from RefSeq and is a predicted model, not a curated record.
AUUAUAUAUUAUAUUAAAUUAAUAGAUACUAUCACUUUAUAACGUUUAUUAGUAGAAGGUGUAUACACAAGCGUAUAUAUUCAACUGAAUUUGGUUACAAUAUCUAAUGCGAGAUUCUAAAAAAGUGGAGUGAAAUUUUUAAGAAGUCUAUAUUUCGUUGUUAUGGCACAGUGACAUUUUAUAUGUGGAGGCUGAGGAAAUAGACAAAGUAUAUGUGAAUUGAGCAGCCGCGUGACUAAGUAGGCCUACACUUUGCGAUAUAGGUUUUUUAUUCUGUCUAUUGUGUAUUAUAUUGAUGAGUUACAGGGCCAUCAACCGUAUAACCAUAAGAUAAGUAGGCUUAUAUGAUCAAUAGGUCUGUUAAUAUAGUUGGUUACCAUAACAAUCCGGGUUUGUCACUAUAUUCAUGUACAAGGUAAACAUACGUCAAGAUGAUGAUACCUCCUGUUAUGCGCCCGCAUCGUCCGGUGCCGCCGAGAUAUACAAUGAAGGUUGAUGCUGACCCAUCCAUUCCACCAAACCAAACUAUAUAUAUCAAAAAUAUUAAUGAACGCAUUAAAGUUGAUGUUUUGAAGGCCGAACUAUUAAAAAUGUUCGGACGUUUUGGGAAAAUACUGGAUAUUGUAGCCUUGACCUCUUUUUGGAGAAAAGGACAAGCUUUCAUAAUAUUUGAUAAUGUCGAGUCUGCAACAAAUGCGUUGCAUGAAAUGCAAGGUUUUGUAAUGGAUGGUCAUGCUAUGCAAAUAAACUAUGCUAGAGAGAAAAGUGAUAUAAUAGCCAAAGGACAGGGAACUUAUAGACCAAGACCUGAAGGACCAAAGAAACCACGGGCAAUCAAAGACCGUGAGCAAGAACAACUUAAAAGAUUUGAAAGAUUACAGCAUGAUUACCUCACGGGGGCCAUAGAGGGUAUGACUGGCCCGGGAGAUCCCAAAUUAAUACAGGCGUUACAAGCAGCACAAAUCACAUUCCAAGCCAUGGCGCUUACCAAAGGUCCAGGGGUCGAUUCACAUGAUGAUUCUUCAAGAUAUGCAAGCACUGCAUCUAUGGCUAGAGGUCUUCCAAAUCGCACGCUCUUUGUUGAAGGACUGCCUGAGGGUGUCUCCCUCGCAGAUGUGAAUGCUGUUUUUGCCAGAUCCGUUGGAUUCCAAGAGGCUAGGGUUAUUGCAGCUAGAAAGGUUGCAUUUAUAGAUUUUGACAACGAAUUUAAUGCAGGAUGUGCCAUGCAGGCAUUACAGGAACAUCCCAUGGGCGAUUCUACACUAAGAAUCAGCUAUGCAAAACGGUAAUUACGAACAUAUAUUGAAU